Molecule: messenger RNA, 1213 nt
Organism: Silurus meridionalis
Lineage: Eukaryota; Metazoa; Chordata; Actinopteri; Siluriformes; Siluridae
Gene: dram1
Product: DNA-damage regulated autophagy modulator 1
Exons: 7
Coding region: 232-948 (238 amino acids)
Biological process (GO): regulation of autophagy
Cellular component (GO): lysosome
Source: RefSeq, a predicted model, not a curated record
AGAAGGCUGAACUCAAGAACGAAAACCGCUCUGUCACGUGACCGGAGAGAAGCGACCUUUUUUUUUUCCUCCUUUCUCUUUCCACGUUGUUCACUUUUAAGAACAGUGAUAUGGAUGGACCCUGGAGUCCACAACAUCUCCAGAAGCGUCCUGAUCUUUAAGAUCUGAGAUUUUUUUUUUUUUUUCAUUCUUACUUUUUCAUCUGAUGGUGAUGGUGGUGUGCAGAAGACAAUGGCGUGGUUUCUGGAAGGAGUGUGCAUCUUACCAACUUUUCUGGUCCUUUGGUCCUCGUGCACUUUUGUAGUCAACUAUUUGAUUGCCAUCUUCAAAAGGGACGUCGAUGUGGUUUUCCCUUUCAUCAGUGAUACAGGAGCGACGCCUCCGGAGAGCUGCAUAUUCGGCCUCAUGGCAACAAUUUCGGCUUUCGCAGGGUUCACCACCAUGUUUGCCAGAUACAAGUUUGUGCAGAAUCUAAUUGAGAGAACAGGGGGCGUGUCUCCUCAUCUGAACAAGACGGCCCUAGUCAUCGCUGCUAUUUCUUGUAUAGGAAUGUGUUUUGUGGCAACAUUUCAGGAGACAGAAGUGAUGGUUGUCCAUGACUUGGGAGCUUUAACCUUCUUCAUUUUUGGAGUGGCUUACAUUAUACUCCAGACUGUAAUCUCAUACAAGGCUCAUCCGUACGGAUCUUCCAAGCGCAUGUGUCACAUUCGUGCUAUCUUCUCCGUCGUGGCUUGCCUGGCCGUCAUUCCGACUCUGGCUUGUGCAGCAUUUCUUCAGACAAACAAACUGCACUGGAACACAGAGGACAAGGGCUACACACUCCAUGCUGUGAGCUCCGUGAGCGAGUGGAUAGCUGCUUUCACAUUUGUCUUCUUCUUCUUCACAUAUAUACAGGAGUUCAAGAAGUUUACUUUGAAAGUCAGCAUCAACAUACAAGAGUUUACCUGACGACGACGUCACAGCCGUCUCUGUCAGACCUGUACGAGUUUUUUAGUUUUUUUUAAAGGAUCAAACUACCUGGCGAUUUGUAGAUUUUAUUUGUAUAUUUUGUUUUACACGUUAUUCAAUCACAAGAACGAUUUCAAUCUUGUUUCAAUGUACAAUCUUUUUUUAUCAUAAUUAUAAUAUAAUUACAUCUUUUGCACUUUAAUCCACCUUGCUGUAAUUCACUAGCACCAGUGAACUGGCAAUAAACUGAUACAGUUGCACAAUA